AGUAAUGUAGACAAAUAUGAGAAUGUGACAGAAGAGAGCUCUGAUCAUGAUUUUCAGCCAACCAUAACUAGAAAAAGGAAAUAUAUGUAUAAGCACAAUAGGUCAUUUAGACAAUAGUCGUCUCAAUAUGACAACAAUAUAGCCGCACUGUAUCAGAAAUAAAAACCCGCUUCUUUCUCUAUGACAUUUUUUUCAACUGGUCACAAUUAUUUUACUGAUGGUGCCAAUACUAAAUACAAGGAAUAUACAACAGAAGAAGCAAACAACUUUUUAAACGCGAAUGAACAGGACUUGACAGAUCUAUACAACGUAAAACAAAUUCUACUUGCUCUUGGACAGACAAAAGAUCCAUUGACAGAUGAACGAUGGUUCAACAUUCUAUUCAAACUCAUUUCUUUACUGAUAAUCAAUCAAGAGACACAAGCCAAUGCUUAUGAGGCUAUUGAAUAUUUAGCAGACAGACUUGACUAUGAUCAAUUAUUGGAACAACUUAUGGAUAAGCUUAUCUGCUUUGAAUGGGACCACAAAGACGAUAAAAACAAGUGUCUUGAAAUAGCAAAGGAAUACACCAUUUAUGUUGAACUAUUUGGAAGGGCAAUAGAAAAGAUAUCGAGACCUAAGGAAUGGAUGUUAUAUCUACCUUUUCUUACAAACCAUUUGCAAAAGGCCAUGGAGUCCAUUGAGCCUGUCUUGAUCAACAAAUGCGCGCUCUUUCAACGGAAAAAGCCAUUUUCAAACUGGGAUCAAUCUGUUUUGCUCGUGGUAGGAUGUAUUUUGGAUUUCACAGAGUUUGUCCACUCAGUCACUGUCUCUCAAAGCCCUUCAGAAUUCAGAGCUGAUUAUGAUGAUAUCGGUUUACAGGAUGGAGAUGUAAAGAGGAGAUAUUUAGGCUAUUUUCUUUUAAAUAUGGUGUAUGAAAAGGUCAUUUUAAAUUUGGAUAUGCAACUAUCAAAUAAGUACUUUGAAAAACACUAUUCGAAAUAUAGCAUGAAAAGAUCUGUAGAGCAGCAAGAGGAUAAUGAGUAUAUGCUCAAACUUACUCAACGUUGUAUGACAUUGGCUAAUACAUAUGAGUUUUCAUAUGAGAAAAUGUUUCAACUUUUGAAUUCUAUUAAACAUGAAGAAGUAAUAGAAAAUGACAGACAAAUGAUAAACGUCAGAUUAUAUCCACUAAAUUACGAAGGCAUUGCUUCAUUACUCUCCAUUUCACUAUAUAACCAGCUUGCCUCUCAGCAUACAAUCGAUCUGGAUGCUUUUGAUUUAGCAAAGACAUAUAUCGGUAUUCUUAUACAUCUGAUGAUGCAACCAUCGGACAGAAUCAACGCGAUUGACAAAGCAAUAUUUGUUGCACUUUAUAUCUCAGACAAGAUACAUGUUAACCUGAGCAUGGAAGAUAUCGAAACGAUAAUUGAAGAUCCUGCUGAAAUAGGGGUAGGUAUUCCUGUCACCAGAAUAUUCCAAGUUGUAUCCUCCGUAGCAUCGACGUGUCCUGAUGCCUCUAUCCGAUUCUUUGCCUAUCACCUGGUUCGUAAAUUCUUGGCAUUUGGAAAUGAACAAGUAAAGGUGUUUCUGUAUCAGGAGUUACUAGAUGGGUGUCCCUUCCCCUCAAUGAAAACUGCAGCUAUAGGUAUAUUGAAAGAUCAGAUCGACCAGUCCUUUCAGGAUGAUAAGGGCGUGUUUGCAAGUCCAUUGGUCAUUGACGUGUUCUUUCCAUUGAUAUUCAAAGUAAAUAAGGCUUGGUCACAAAGACCCAGUGAAUUUUGGAAUGACUACAGUCAUGUUAUGCAAGCACUGAAUCUCUAUUAUUAUCUAUUAUUAAGAGACAGGCAUAACAGAACAGCAGUAUGGACAAAUCAGAAUAUAAGCAAGAUGAAUAAAGAGUAUAUCACACCCAUCAGACACUGUUUGGAUACUAUUGCCGUCAUGCCAAUCAACAACGAUAACCAAAUUUAUAUCACACAGAUUGAUUUAUUGAGCGACUCACUUGACAAAGUAAUGCAAGUCAUAAAAAAGGGCAAUCUAUCGGGAUUCUAAUGAUUGUGUGCCACCUGAUUCGGGAUGAAUGACUGCAUAAAUGUAGGAGUGAAUGAUGGUCAUUUCUCUUUUUCCUUAUUUUGUUUAUAAAUAAAAAUAAAAACAUGGACACUGGAAAC
Rhizopus microsporus ATCC 52813 is the source of this 2153-nucleotide messenger RNA. RefSeq lists its product as uncharacterized. Gene Ontology annotation, cellular component: cytoplasm. Bases 181 to 2034 code for a protein of 617 amino acids. NCBI's taxonomy places the organism in Eukaryota, Fungi, Mucoromycota, Mucoromycetes, Mucorales, Rhizopodaceae. The transcript has 9 exons. The record is from RefSeq and is a predicted model, not a curated record. Gene Ontology annotation, molecular function: ubiquitin-protein transferase inhibitor activity.